AAUAGCUCCACUUACCCAGCUAACCACCCAUGUCUGUCAUAUGUUGUCAGUAGUAUUCCCCUAGAUCUAGAGCUGUACCUCCUGCAUAAACCCCAAAUGACUUUUUCAAAAGAUGGUAAUGGUUGUGGGCAAUGUUAAUGUCGAAGGAGGUGUUGAUGUUGGGUCCUCAGAGAUCUGAGCAGAUCUGAACUACAUUCUGCACAGGGCAUUUUAGACAGAUGUGCAGAGAAAAUGACAGCAGAAAUUGAACAGGGUUUGCAGAAACACUAUCAUGAAGUUCUUAAUGUCUCCUCUGCUGAUUCCCACAGAAUGGGAUUAAAACCCAUCACCUUCGUUCGUCAGGUCCUGGCUACUUGUUCCUACCCUCUUCUGAACGAUGAGAGUUUACCUUUGGAUGCAAGAGAGAGGGCACAAAGGAUUCUGGAAGAAUGUGAAGGAGGAAGCAUAGGAUCAUACACUUUUGCACGUGGGAUAAAAAAGUUCAGAGAUUCCAUAUGUAAAUUUAUCACCAAACGUGAUGGUGUUGUUCCUGAUCCUGACAACAUCUACAUCACAAGUGGAUCCCAGACAUCCCUUAUAAUGUUAAUGAAAAUGCUGGUUCAUAGUGGGGGUUCUCUGAAGACCGGAGUUCUUACUCCUGUACCAGCCCACACCACCUUUAACAUGGCAGUGGCAGGUCAGGGUGGACUUGUGGUGCCGUACUACCUGUGUGAGGAACAGGGGUGGGCGGUAAAACUCGAAGAACUGCACCGCGCUCUGCACACAGCCAGGGGGCAGUGCAACCCAAUGGUGUUAUACAUUAUCAAUCCAAGUCUUACAGGCCAUGUGCAGAGUAAGGACUCGAUUGCCGAAGUGAUUCGCUUUGCUGCAGACGAAAGGCUCUUCUUAAUGGUAGACGAGGUGCAUCAGGAUAAUGUGUAUGGGAAAGAGACUGAGUUUUAUUCCUACAGAAGAGUGCUGUCUGAAAUGGGACUCCCGUACUCCAGCACCGUAGAGCUAGCCUCCUUUAAUUCCAUCUCCAAGAGUGUCAUGGGAGAGUGUGGUCUGCGUGGAGGCUAUUUGGAGUUGGUGAACCUUGACACUUUAGUGAUUCCGUACGUCCAGAAGUUCUUCAACACGCAUUCGUGCGGAUCAUUGAUGGGGCAGAUUGGUGUGGAUUUGAUGGUUGAUCCUCCACAACCCACACAGCCUUCGUAUGAACUCUACACUCAAGAGGUUCAAUCAAUUAAGAGCACAAUAAGAAAUAACGCCCAGAAGAUUGUGGAGGUUCUCAAUGGCCUACCUGGAAUAAGCUGCCAGCCAGUAAAUGGAGGAAUUUUUGCCUUCCCACGUUUGCAUUUGCCCCCAUCUGCAAUAAAACAUGCCAAGGAGAAGCAGCUGGAGCCAGACUUGCUGUAUUGUUUGUAUCUGCUGGAGGAUGAAGGCUUGUGCGUGGAAGCUGGUUGUGUACACGGACAAAAAGAGGGAACAUAUCACAUCAGGAUUUGCCUGGCGACUCCAGAGAAGACCAUGACCAACGUUCUGAAGAGACUGAAAAAAUUCCAUCUUUACUUCAUCAGUGUGUUUCCCUGAACAGCCGCAUUAUCAUAAACCAUUAAAGAAAAAUAAAACAUAAUGUUCAUCUUAUUAAAGUGUUUCCACUGAAAAUAGUCUCUGGAUCUGUAUUUAGGGAUGGUAACAAAAUUUCAAUAUUUAAAUCCAUAUUUAAUAUUUGUGUCAAUUCAGAGCCCUGUUGCUUCUGGCGACUUUCUGGGAUGCAAAUUACCAUGUUGCCAGGUCUGCAUGAAAUCCACUCAACUCUUAUUAAGAAACUGCCACACCAUUAUGUUUUACUGUUCAACACUUAUAUUUUAGCAUUAAUUAUGAUCAAAUACAUGUAAUAUUGUUUUUUGAUUGAUCUUUUGAUAUGGUAAUGAGCUCAGGAAGAACUGAAAUGAAAUAAAUACAAAAAAAAAAAUCCUCAGUUCAGUGGCAAGUACAUAAAGAUAUAAAAAC
This is a messenger RNA of Silurus meridionalis, 1995 nucleotides long. RefSeq names its product alanine aminotransferase 2. Gene Ontology annotation, molecular function: pyridoxal phosphate binding; L-alanine:2-oxoglutarate transaminase activity. Gene Ontology annotation, biological process: biosynthetic process. Lineage: Eukaryota; Metazoa; Chordata; Actinopteri; Siluriformes; Siluridae. The record is from RefSeq and is a predicted model, not a curated record.